AUGGUCUACAUAUAUGGCGGCAGAGACACCAUUGGACAGAUCUAUGAUUCAGCAUACGAUCCCGCUGCUUUGAUAACUGGUGCCAGUCAAAAGGGAUACCCGAUCAUCUAUGUCGCAAUGAAUUAUCGGUUUGGUAUUUUUGGCUUCGCUGCGACAGCGGCGUUGAAUCAGUCCAACUCCUUGAAUGCGGGACUUCAAGACCAGCGACUCGCUUUGGAGUGGGUGCAGCGGAAUAUUGAGGCUUUUGUGAUCACUGCGUUUGAAGGAACGAAAAAGGCACCGUUUCAGCGAGCGAUUAUGCAAUCUGGUAAUGCAGCUGCUGAUGCGGGCACCGCGAGAAAUUUGACUGCUGUUCGCACAGCUGAGUUGAUCAAAAUGUUCAUUCCCGAUAGCCCUUCGAGGCUUCUUUCGUCGGGUCGAUUCGGCCGCAACAUCGAUGUCAUCACAGGGUGGACUCAGAAUGAUCAGUCAUUUUUCACGCCUUCGACCAUCAAGACAGAGUCGGAUAUUGCGGACUAUCUGUCUGCAUCGCUGCCCAAUCUUUCUAAAAAGAAUAUCCAGAAUGCUCUUUCUCUAUACCCGGCUUCCUCUUUCUCGGGAAUUCCCAGUGAGAAUGUCUCAGCGCAAUUCUUCCGGGCGAGUCAAGUGUGUCGCGACUGCCAGUUUACUUGCACGAGUCUGCAUUUUGUCCAGAUGAACAACAAAUACUCCGACUCGACGACAUCAAAUUACAUCUACGUCCUUCACCAGACAAUAUUUUCUCCCCUGUUUGCAGAACAAGUUACCUCGUAUCUUGGCGACUCUCACUUCAGCGAUAUUCCCUAUGUCUUCAACGAGACUACGACAAGGUACUCUUUCCUUGCGUCGCCCUCCGAUAUUGGACUUUCUUCGCAGAUGAGUGGUAGCUGGGCAUCUUUUGCUGCCUCCGGGAUUAUUGGAGGUCCUGAUGAUGGAAUUGCGACGAUCGAUGACAAGAAUGACUCGUUUGAACGUCUUGGGGAGAGAUGCGCAUUCUGGAGCUCUCCUGAUAUACUGGAGCAGAUUGGAGUAUAG
Molecule: messenger RNA, 1053 nt
Organism: Penicillium argentinense
Lineage: Eukaryota; Fungi; Ascomycota; Eurotiomycetes; Eurotiales; Aspergillaceae
Product: carboxylesterase
Exons: 4
Coding region: 1-1053 (350 amino acids)
Molecular function (GO): carboxylic ester hydrolase activity
Source: RefSeq, a predicted model, not a curated record